Molecule: messenger RNA, 3360 nt
Organism: Amphimedon queenslandica
Lineage: Eukaryota; Metazoa; Porifera; Demospongiae; Haplosclerida; Niphatidae
Exons: 5
Coding region: 1-2910 (969 amino acids)
Biological process (GO): signal transduction
Molecular function (GO): protein binding
Source: RefSeq, a predicted model, not a curated record
AUGCUUCAGACUAUCUUUUGUCUAUUAGAUACCAGUAAUCUUAUUGAUGUACUUGAUGUACUGGAUGAUCAUGAAUAUUCUGGUGUCAGUUAUUAUAAACUUGGUCUUCGUCUUGGACUACUCCCUGGCACACUUGAUGUUAUUGAGAAAAAUAACAAAGGAGAUGUUCGUAGCUGUCUAAGAGAAUGUUUGACAGCAUGGUUGGAACAAAGAGAUAGUGUUAUGAGAAGAGGUGGUUCAACUUAUGACACAUUAAUAAAAGCAUUGAGGAGGAUGGGAGAGAAUGCUAUAGCUGAUGGAGUUGAAAGAGAUUUAAGAAUAAGAGGAGAUAUUGUACCACCUACUGCUGACCCUAUUAGUACUGAAGACACUCCAGCUGCUGACAGAAUACCAGACACUCAAAAUCCACUCACAGAAGAUGCUGUAAAUGAAUGGUUAAAAAGCACAGUUGAGCUAACCGUUAAACGUGUUCAAAUGCAUGGUCUCCCUGGCUCUGGUAAAACGUGUUCACAACACCUCUUACUAAAUAAAGAACCACCAGAAGAAAAUAGCAGCACACCAAUAGCUUGUCGUGCUGUCAAAGCUACAAGAAUAUCAUCCCAUGAUGAUCGUAUGGAAAUAGUUGAUGCUGAAGCUCUUCUUUCAAGACUGGCAAAUGAUCUAAAGGAAGCCGCAACAAAACAAAAGGACCCCCCACCAGAGGACCCCCCACCAGAAGACCAUGAUGCAAAGUCAAAGGAGUAUUCAUCAAAAACCAACCCUACUGGUAGCCCUAAGGAUACUAAAGCAACAAAACCAGCAAAUACAGCAGAAACAAAAGGUCCAGCAAAUGAUACUGAAGCAAAUAAAAUAAUUAACGAAAUUGUUGAGGCCAUUCCAAAUGCAGAAGGUAAAUUCGAUAGUAAUUGGGUAUACUUUAUUGAUUCUGGUGGCCAGACAGCAUUUCAAGAGCUAUUGCCUUUAUUUACUAGAGCAUCCUCUUUUAAUAUCAUCACAAUUGACCUUUCUAAAGGUAUCAAUGAGAAGCUUGAGCAGAAUUAUCGAAUCAAAGGAGCAUCAUUGAGUCAAGUUGAAAAUUCAAAGUUUUUAUAUACAAAUAUCAAAUUUUUAAAUGAUGUUCUAUAUUUUGGAGCUAUUUUACAGCCUUACCACCCACCUGGAUCAGAAGAAAACACCAGUCCUGGACCUGCAACUCCUCAAUAUCCACAAUAUUUUGUCCUAGGUACACACAAGGAUGAAGCAAAGCAAGAAGUCAUUAAGCAAUAUAAUAAAGAGCUAUCAUCAUUAACAUCUGGGUCUGAAAAAAAAGGCUAUCGCAUCAUUCCUGCAGUACGCAAUGGUGAUAUAAUAUAUGCAGUCAAUACAACGCUUAAGCCUGGCCCUGAAAGAGAAGCUGAAGCCAAAAGGCUUUGCAAAAUAAUACGUAAAAAAGUUUCUGGAGAAAAAAUCCCUAUACCUGUUCGAUGGUUUGCUUUUGAGCUGACUUUGUUAGAGAAAGCAAAAAGUUGCAGUUUCCUUCAGCUGGAUGAUGUCUUACGUGCUGGUAAUAGCCUUAAAAUGACCGAUGAUCAAACAAAGGAAGCUUUACAAUAUCUUCACAAUGUUACCAUUAUUCUUUAUUAUCCUCAAGUUUUGCCAGAUGUUGUAUUUGUUGACCCUCAUCCUAUUCUUGAUAUUCUCUCGCGUCUAUUAGCUCUGGUCACUUAUCAAAUACCACAAGAACAUCUUGAUCACUUUGUAAAGGAAGGUGUAGAUCUCUCGGAAUCUGAAGAGACAAAUUUAACAAAGAAUGGCCUAUUCACCCAAGCACUCCUGGAAAAGUUAAAAGAUGAUGAGGAUUUUCCUAAGGCUGAUUUUAUCAAGCUUUUGCUUUACCUUCACAUCAUUAUUGAGACUGAUAAACCGAGUGAGUAUUUCAUUCCUUCUGCAUUGCCGUCUUAUCCUAAAACUGACAAGCCUUUAAAAUCAGAUAUAAUUGACCCAUUACAAAUAAUCUGGCGCAGCCCUGUCAUGGAACAAGAACAAGAUCCCUGUGUGAUUUUGCCUGUUCCCUUUGGAAUUUUUCCUUUGGCAAUUGUCAAUUUAAUGAAGCGCACUGAGCAACCAAAAUUUCAUUUUCCUAACACAUCUUCCCAAUGCCUCAGAUAUCGAGAUGCUAUGUCGUUUCGUGUUUAUCACCAAAAGAAUUACAUUGGCACCGUUCAUAUCAUUAAGAAACACGAAUGCAUUGAACACAGACAAAUUGAAGACGUACAAGUUGAACACAGGCACAUUGAGAUUUAUUUUGAAGGUGAUGCUUGGAAAUACUGUUCACUAAUUCGUGAAGCAGUAAAAGAAGCUAUUAGUAGCAGUAGUAAAGCUAUUAAUAUAAAACCUGAUGGUUAUGAGUUUGCCUUUGCCUGCCCUUCUAUAGAGGGCUGCUACCGUAUUGUCACAAAUGUACAUGAGAAGAAAGUUCAAUGCACCUUAUGCACUAAACCACCUACUAUCAGUGGGGGAGAGAAGUAUUGGAGCUGGUUUGACCUAAAGAGCUUAGCUGAAGGUACUGAUGCUUCAUCAGCACAGCCUCAUCAAGACAGUACCACUGUUAAUCCUGAUAGUGAUGAAGUCGGACAACUAGGUAUCACAGAUCUCAAUAUGGUACAAACAGUUUUAAAAGAAGCUCAGUUUGGUCCAGUAAAUUGGAAUAACUUGGGUCUAAAGUUAGGUCUAUAUCAGCCAAAACUCAAUGUCAUUGGAGAAGGAGGUGGUGAUGCAGACAACCACUUGAGGAAGACCUUAGAAGCAUGGCUAGAGGGUAAAGAUAAUGCAACUAGUAGAACAUGGAAGACUUUGAUAGAUGCUGUGAGGGAGACAGAUGGCCAUGCAGCUGCUGACGAAAUACCUAAAAAAACUGAAAUCCCUUUAUGAUAUUACCCUUUAAUAAUAGUAAUAUUUUUGAAUGCAUUCUGCAUUGUUUUUGUUUUGUGUGUCUUAAUAAUAAUAUUUUUUCAUUUUCUAAUGUUUAUUUGCUAUAGGUCUUGAUGAUUAGUUUUCAAAAUAAUUAAUAAACACGUGAUUUGAAUAUACUGAGUAGAUAUACGGAGAGUAGUCCUGAUUUGAGCUCAACUGCUCCAGAAAUGAGUUCCAUAUAAAUAACAGAGCCCCCUACUAAAGGAAAGGUAGUUAAUCCAGCAGCAGCUGUAUUAGUGACUACUGGCCCCUCCCCUCAGGUACUAUUAAAGACCACACUGGGUGAUAUUGAUAUUGAACUGUGGUCCAAAGAGGCUCCUCUGGCCUGUCGUAACUUCAUACAAUUGUGUUUAGAAGAUUAUUAUAAUGAUACCAUAUUCCACAGAGUCGUUUUUGGUAAUGGAUUAA